Molecule: messenger RNA, 1446 nt
Organism: Helianthus annuus (common sunflower)
Lineage: Eukaryota; Viridiplantae; Streptophyta; Magnoliopsida; Asterales; Asteraceae
Product: probable CDP-diacylglycerol--inositol 3-phosphatidyltransferase 2
Exons: 11
Coding region: 428-1102 (224 amino acids)
Biological process (GO): phosphatidylinositol biosynthetic process
Cellular component (GO): membrane; Golgi apparatus
Molecular function (GO): CDP-diacylglycerol-inositol 3-phosphatidyltransferase activity
Source: RefSeq, a predicted model, not a curated record
UAGAUAAUGAUUUGUGUUAUUCACAUUUAUAUUUUUCAAUUAUUAUAAAUCUGAAAACCCUCCUUUCUUCAACCUCUCUGCAACUCCUCCGUCGCCGGCGUCCACCGUCGCAUCCUCCACCACACACCGUUGCCGCUUUCGUCCCUGCUCCCAGCAACAAUCCUCCCAACCUCCCUCUAAUGGAGAUCCCUAACCAAAACAUCCCAAAUCAAACCUAAUUUCUUCCAAUAACACAUCUCUCUCGUAUAAAUUUCGACCUAAACCUGACAAGAAAUCAAGAAUUUUGAUUUCAAGGGUUUAAGCCACUGAGAGACUUUAAAAAUUUAACCAUAUCUGCUCUUGCUUCUAUCCAAGGUUAAGAUUGCUUUAUAGUUAUCGUAAGCUUUGACGGAUUUCAGCAACCUUGAUUUGUGGCUGAGAACUAGAAAUGGCAUCUAAAUCAAGACCUAGAACAAUAAGCGUGUAUCUUUACAUUCCCAACAUCAUUGGGUACAUAAGAGUUCUGCUGAACUGCUACGCCUUCGCGAUAUGCUUUACCAAUAAAGAGCUUUUUUCCAUCCUCUAUUUCAUCAGCUUUGUUUGUGAUGCUUUGGAUGGUUGGUUUGCUCGCAAGUUUAAUCAAGUUUCAACCUUUGGGGCUGUUCUGGACAUGGUCACAGAUAGGAUAAGCACUGCAUGUCUUCUGGUCAUUCUCUCUCAAGUCUACAGGCCCAGCUUUGUUUUCCUGUCGUUGCUUGCUUUGGAUAUUGGAAGCCAUUGGUUUCAAAUGUACAGUACUUUCUUGGUCGGCAAAUCUAAUCAUAAAGACGUGAAAGACAGCACCAGUUGGUUGUUUAGGUUAUAUUAUGGAAACAGGAUGUUUAUGGGAUACUGUUGCGUAGCUUGUGAGGUUCUUUACAUAAUGUUGUUUCUUCUAGCAAAGGAGUCGGAAAAGAUGACUGAUGUUUUGUUUGGCGCUGCAAAACAAAGUAUAAUAUAUUCUGCUUUGCUCGCUGUGCUUCUCUUUGGAUGGGCAACCAAACAACUAGUCAAUAUUAUACAGAUGAAGACAGCAGCAGAUUUAUGUGUGCUAUACGACAUCAACAAGAAGCACAAUGCCUAGUUAUUGAUUCUCAACGCGCUAUCCAUGACAAAUACAUGAGCUGUUUGAUGACCUUUAUAUAUAUAUAAAAUCUUAGAAGCUGUGAAGUUGUCAUUAUGCACCAUCAAAUGACACACUUGUUCUAUUUACAAAUACCGAUAGCAGAAGAGAGAAAUCUUUGACGGCAUUGUGUAUACUGUACUGCGUAACUUUCGUUCUUUUCAAACUGUUCCCGUUUUGUUCACAACAGACCAUCUUUUGUUGAUGGUUGAUCUUGAUUUCUUAUAUUCUCUACGCAACCUGUAUGUUUUUCAAUGAUCACGCAACCAGAAAGUUCAAAUCUUGAAAGACGGGAUUGUUCUUCA